AUGAGGCGGCGGUUGAUCCCCGAGCAGCGGGUGUUGGCGACUCAGGUGGCGAGUGGAACCGGCUCCCCCUACACACUUUCCGGCCACGCGCGCGCGCGCAGCCCCUUUGCGGGCCGACCCGCAGCGCGCGCAGCCACGAACCUGGCGAGCCAGAGCGGUGAGGCCGGCGCCGGCCAGCUGCUGUUCGCCAACUUCAACCAGGACAACACUGACGCGGAAGACGUGUGCAUCGUGGAGAGGCUGUUCUCCAGCAGCCUGGUGGCCAUCGUCAGCCUCAAAGCGCCCAGGAAGCUGAAGGUCUCCCACUUUAAGAAGGGGACGGAGAUCUGUAACUACAGCUAUUCCAACACCAUCCUGGCCGUGAAGCUCAAUAGGCAGAGGCUCAUCGUGUGCCUGGAGAGUUCGCUCUACAUACACAACAUCCGGGACAUGAAGGUGCUGCACACCAUCAGGGAGACGCCCCCAAACCCUGCAGGCCUGUGCGCACUCUCCAUAAACAAUGACAACUGCUACUUGGCUUAUCCUGGGAGCGCGAGCAUCGGUGAGGUGCAAGUCUUCGACACCAUCAACUUGAGAGCGGCGAACAUGAUCCCAGCUCACGACAGUCCCUUAGCUGCGCUAGCCUUUGACGCAAGCGGAAGCAAACUUGCCACCGCUUCUGAGAAGGGGACCGUGAUUAGGGUAUUUUCCAUUCCAGAGGGACAGAAACUCUUUGAGUUCCGGAGGGGAGUGAAGAGGUGUGUGAGCAUUUGCUCUCUGGCUUUCAGCAUGGACAGUAUGUUCCUCUCCGCGUCCAGCAACACUGAGACGGUGCACAUCUUCAAACUUGAGACUGUGAAAGAAAAACCUCCAGAGGAGCCCACUACCUGGACGGGCUACUUUGGGAAGGUGCUCAUGGCCUCCACCAGCUACCUGCCCUCCCAGGUGACAGAAAUGUUCAACCAAGGCAGAGCCUUUGCCACCGUCCGCCUGCCAUUCUGCGGCCACAAGAACAUCUGCUCAUUGACCACAAUUCAAAAAAUUCCCCGGUUACUGGUGGGAGCAUCCGACGGCUACUUGUACAUGUACAACCUGGACCCCCAGGAGGGCGGCGAGUGCGCCCUGAUGCGCCAGCACAGGCUGGACGGCAGCAUGGAGACAACCAGUGAGAUCGUGGACUCCGCCUCCCAUGACUGCCCCUUAGUGACCCAGACGUACGGCACAGCCGCAGCCAAAGCCUACACAGAUGACUUGGGCGCUGUGGGCGGUGCGUGCCUGGAAGAUGAAGCCAGCGCCCUGCGCCUGGACGAGGACAGUGAGCACCCUCCCAUGAUCCUCCGGACUGACUAA
Molecule: messenger RNA, 1329 nt
Organism: Castor canadensis (American beaver)
Lineage: Eukaryota; Metazoa; Chordata; Mammalia; Rodentia; Castoridae
Source: RefSeq, a predicted model, not a curated record